GGUAAGUUUGUUCUGAUUGCCUUUAAUUAAAUAGAUUUAUUAAAAAUAUAAGUUAAAUGUAUCAGUAUGUAAACUACGACCUACUGUCAUAGACACAUGUUCAGGAUGGAAAAAAAUUUUGCGUUUUUUCGAUCUCAUAUGAAAGAGCAAACAUUUCUAAGUAACAUGGCUUUUGGCGAUACAGUAACUACUUGACUGCAUAAUGACGCAAAGAUAUUCAAAAGAUGUUUGUCGUCCAGUGCAGCAAAGAUAUUUCAAAAAUAGCCCGAAACGUCCGGAUAUGAUGACUCAUCACUGAACAUGUGUCUAUAACAGUAGGUCGUAGUUUACGUGCAAUGGCUGAUAGACUCUUUCCCACCCCUUCACACAUCGUGCGAAACAGUGAAAAGCCUGUCUUAGAUUUAUCUUAUAUUUUUAAUAAAUUUAUUUAAUUAAAGGCAAUCAGAACAAACUUACCAAGGACAUUAUGGAAAACAUUUCGGUGAUUACCUUUGAAAAUGAAAUAUCCAGCUUGAUCGAGCAGUCUAAUACAACAAUACCGCCAGUAUGUGUCGUUGACAUUACUGGCGGAUCACAAAGAUCGCUUCAAGCUGAAUCGUCAGAAUAAACGCCAGAGCUGCUAAAUAGAAAAGACAAAUGGACCACUCAAACCAGAAAAUUAAUGUUAUCUAAAUUAAACCUGUGUAGCAUUUUGACAGUUUACACUGUUAUACUUUUGAUAUUAGCCGAAAUAUAAAAUAUGUAGCUAUCAAGUGGUUAUCUAAAAAGUUAGAAAGUAAGUGCAAACAUGCUACGAUCAUCUGUAAUAGAGAUGUGCACAGCUACCGUUUUCGUACCCGUACCCGACCCGCAGCUGACUUACGCCUAAAAGUUUUCACCUUUUUUUCCAGCUAAAAAUUUUUGUUUUUCGGCUGAAGAUGUCGAAUUAUCAUUACAUUCUCAAGUAAUUCUUUUUAACCCUUCAUAUAUUUUAGCUAAACUCCUGUAUUUUUCCACUAAAAUUGUGUGCGUUUUCCACUAGAACCUUCCGGUUUUCGGGUAAAUUAAAAAAAAGUAGAACCCGUACCCGACCUUCGGGUCGGACUGCACAUCUGUAAUCUGUAAUGAACUAUUAGCUCCGUUCGACGAAGUGAGCGGAAAACAUGAAAAACUGCCCUUGAUGGAUAAAUAAAGCUUACGUAAAGCAUGAAAAAUUUUUUAGAGAGUGAUUAGAUCGAUCUGCAUAGUGGCAGCUGAUUUUUAAAGCGUCGCAAGUACUCAUCGGCGAAUGCAGAUAAAUGGUAGAACUUUUUCUAUCAUUUUCAAUUUCGUAUUUUUUCAAUUUAUACUUUCUCUUGAGGAUUGAAUAUCCUAUUGAAAACUUUCCAGCAUUUAGGUGAAUAGUGAGACCAAUUUACUCUCUUAGAUUAUAGACGGAAAAAAAUCAUAGCAACGAAAUUAUUGCCGUUGAGAAUUGAGUUAGAAAUUUUGCCUCCCGAAGCUUUUAAAAAUACGUCGAAAAAAAUGUUCUUUCUCUUAAUACUUCUAAACGCAUAUCGUUUUAAUUCAAUUAUAUACUUACAAGAGACCAGAGUGGAGUUAUGAACUUUUUAAAGUAUAAGCAAGACUCUGGGCUGAGAAAAUAGAAAAUUCUUAACUUUUGAAAGAAGAGUCAUACACCCGAAUCCUUUUAGGGUUAUCACUAAAACACUAUAUAGACCGUUGAAAUCAGAGUUGGACAGUUGGCAGAGGUCCCUUGUUAGAUACCGAAUAUCACUUGGGUUUUGACAGAAAUACUGUGGAAAUCUGAAAUACAAAUUUUUAUUCUUUUCUAGGUGUAUAUAUUAUAGCAAAAAAUGAAAACAGUUCUCUUCCACUUCUGUCUGUGCUUAAUCUAAUAAUAUGUUUGUUUUUUCAUGUCUGAUAUUAUUAAGACAGAUCUAUUCUAAACUCGAUUUCGAGCUUUUGAGAAUUAGAUAGGAUACUAGAUGUUUCUUAGACUCGUGCACAUAAUUUAAUAGUGUGUGAUUCUAACUGCUCAAUGUAUAGCCAGUUAUAUUUGGACGUUAACAGACUGACAACGAUAUUUAAUUUAGGUACAAGAAGUAUAUUAAGUGAACAAACAAAAGGAGUAACGACUUCUCCUACAUGUGGUGUUGUCGAUCAACUGGACAAUAGGAUAUGGACCAACAUAGCCACCAACAGACGAUGGCCUCGUAGAUCGCUAACGUAUCGAUUUAAAUCAUAUACAUCGAAGGAUAAAAUCGAUCCACAAAAACAAAAACAGAUAAUCCAAAAUGCAUUCAACGAAUGGGCAAAAUAUUCAAAACUGACAUUUCAAAUCGUUUGUGAUACAUGUAAAUCAGACUUCGAAAUAAGUUUUGUAACCGGUGAUCAUGGUGAUGAACAUCCAUUUGAUGAAAACGAUAUGUCACAUGCAUUUUAUCCUACUGAUGGAAGAAUACAUUUUAACGAUAAAAUAAAUUGGACUGAAUCGUACGUAGAAACUGCACGUAACUGA
Molecule: messenger RNA, 2500 nt
Organism: Didymodactylos carnosus
Lineage: Eukaryota; Metazoa; Rotifera; Eurotatoria; Philodinida; Philodinidae
Source: the annotation of a GenBank genome assembly